Molecule: messenger RNA, 1276 nt
Organism: Anguilla anguilla (European eel)
Lineage: Eukaryota; Metazoa; Chordata; Actinopteri; Anguilliformes; Anguillidae
Exons: 3
Coding region: 116-865 (249 amino acids)
Molecular function (GO): nucleic acid binding
Source: RefSeq, a predicted model, not a curated record
UUUUUUGGUGGGGGUGGGGGUGGGUUGAAGUGUUUCUACUUAAACCUGUUCAGAGCAAAGGUAGUCUCAGGUAACAAGACGCGCCUUGACCCUAGAACAAGACUCAACAUUGUGGAUGAGCAUUACCGGUGGAUCACUGACCAGGAUGAAAGCAAUCAGGAUGAUAGCGAUGAGGACGGCCCUCGUGCUCUCCUGCCUGUUCCUGGCUGGCCGCAGCGCUACUUCAAUAGGGAGCCAGUCUGCCCCACGCCCCUGUGUGGUCCUGCGGACGGACCUGGCCCGGGGAGUGCAGCCUCCUGAGGGGAGAUUGGGAAGCGGCGGAGGGUGGGAGUGGGAGCCUGCCGGAGCCCCAGGCUCCAUCGCCGUGACUCAGGGCUGCACGCUGACGGUGUGGACAGAAGAGGGAGGGCACCAGACCUUCCCCAGUGGGACUCAAGUCCACCUCAAGGGGUGGGAAUGGAUCUCGCAGACCCUCGCGUUCCACUGCAGCUGUGAGAAGGAAGGUGUCCAGGGCCUGGGUGACCAGUGGGAAACAUUUAAGGAACAACACAUAGAUCCGACGGUGGAUCGUGGCAACAAUGCAUAUUGCAAUAAGAAGAUGGUCCGGGUGAAUUGGAAUGGAAAAUGCAAGCUGAAAAACACCUUAAUUCACGCCACAAAAGAAAACGUGAUUCAGGUGUGUAGGACCAGAAGGAUUGGUAUAUUUCAUUUUAGCACACAACCAUUCAACCUGACUGAGUGCAAACACGACAACACGAUGAAACCUUGCAAGUACAUAGCCAAGAAUGUCACAAAAAGAAUCGUAAUUGUCUGCCAGGGUGGAAAACCUGUCCACUUUAAUGGCACCAGGAAUGAAUCCAUUUAAAAGUAUGAUUGAAAGGGUUCAUUUCCUGAAAAUACCAGAAAUCAGGUAUCCUUUUCAGGUUAUCUUAUAUCUCCGUGUUGCACAAAAACCUCUUAGCAGUUUUUAGUAUUGCUGAGGUUUUUUGUAUUGCUGGCAUUUUUAGAUGAUGCAGAUGUCCCCAAAUGUACUUGAGUGACACACAAAUGAUAAUCUUGUCCAUGGUAUAAAAUGAGAGCACUUGUUUUGAGAUGUUAAAUGUAAAUGUGUCUUUGGCUUUGCUGCAGCUUGUUGCUAUGAUGUGUAAUUCCAGCAAGUGAACAUUUAUAACAAUAAAUAAAAUAUAUAUAUUUUUUUUUAUAUUGUUCACUUACAUUUCACCAGGUACUGGAUAUGUAAGCAAUCAAAUAAAGUGAGACGCGGGUGAUACUAACA